GGGAGGAGGGGAUGGGGGAAGGGAGGGACGCUGCUGCCUGGAGGGUCUCGGGGACGGGCCACCCAAAGCGUAAGGACGUCAGCUUCCAUAGCCUUCAGACACCGUCUCCUCUGCCUGUCGCUUGCCCAGGACUGACCAUUCUGGAGAGCUCCUUCUAAUGGGAGGCCGGGGGAGAAGGAAAGAAACACAAGGAAAGGUUUAUGCCCAAAGAAGCGCUGGGGGGGGGGCAGGGAGGAGAGAAGAGACAUGUUGGAGGCGAAAGGAGCAGCCUGUAACUGGGGGGAAAGGGGCCCCCUCCCUCCCUCCGCCUUCCCAUGGUUCCCAAGGCCCACUCCCUCAGUAACCUGGGGCUGGCAGGCACUGAAUAGUCAGAGGCAGACUGUACCAUUCAAACUUUCACCAGGGGAAGGUGAGAGCACUGGGAGACCUCGCAGGGCCGAGACAAGAGCUCAUUCUGGCUCCAGCCCGGCCUUCCCCCCCGACAGGGUCCCGCUCUCGGCUCCAUCUCUGCUGCUGUCACUGCCUCCCCCCGGGGAAGGGGGCGGCCCCCCGGGCUGGAGGCCCUCAGGGCUCCCAGGCUGCUCGGGGAACUUGUUCCCACAUCUCAGCUGCCAUCCCUACCCCUUGCCCGUUCCCCUCUUCUUCCUCCCUUCCCCCAAGGUCAGGACCAACUGAGGGGAAGGCAGCGGCACAGGGAGAGAGGAGCGGGGAGGGGCGGGGGCGCAUCUCGUCCCACUUCUUAGGGUUCUCCUCUGGGAGACAAAAGCAAAUUAAAUGCUCAGGACAGAGCAGGCCCGGGGCGGCUAAAACUCAGGAGUCUCUUCCAGACGCCCACGGAGCAGUCACCAGGGAGCAGACACCGGCCCCCCGUGCCCAGGGACCACCGAGGACUUUCGGAGGGACCAGGACGGGGCUGCGCGUCCCAGGAAGUCUUGGCUGAGAGCACAGAGGAGAGGAAAGAUGAGCGCGGAGGAUGCUGAACCCAGGACUUCCCCCACCCUCAGCCUGGCUUUCUUGACCAACAGCACCGUGGUGGACCUUGCUCCAGCCAGCCCUCUGCCCCCGGGGGAGAUCCCGCAGCCCCUGUCCAUCAUCAUUGCUCUGGCCUGCAUCUUCCUUCUGCUGGCGACCUUCCUGCUUUUUGUCACCCUCUGCAAGCCGGCAGCCAUGGACCCCUCCCGCCACAGCCCUCACGAAUGCAUGCCCUACCACCCGGAGACGCCCAGCGAGCCCCAGCUGCGCUUCUGGAAGCGCCUCGGCUCCCUGCGCCAAUCUAUCCACAGCUUUCGCCGGGGCCGGCCCGGCUCCCAACACCCGGGGCCGGCCGCCCACCAGCCCCUCCGUGGUCGGGACUGGGGCCUGAUGGAAUCAACCAAGAUGUGAUAUGGGAGAGGGAGGGGCUAGAGGUCGGUCUGUCCCCGAGUGACAAGGGUGGGUGGGGCAACGUCCCCCAAAGCUGGUCUAGCGGGCAGCCCACCUCCACCGCGACCCCCCCCCCAUUCAACCCUCCUACCCUUAGAAAAAGCAAAAGAAAAGCUCCAAGUGCUUAGAUACCGCUGUCCUAGCCCAGAUGUAGAUUUUGGAGGUGGUCGUUUGCUUCCCACUGGAAGGUCUAUCCGGGGACAAAGUGGAGAAUUAGCAGAUGUACCCAGCAAGCAAAGCAAGGAUUUCCCAUGGAGACCCCUUGGGUGAAGGGCAACGUUUUCUGGAAAGCCCAUUCUCAGCGUUCCCCACUUCCCUUUGAAAAGCCACCUCUUGGCUGUGGAAGACACAACUUUCUGUCCCUCCUUCCUGGCUUCAGGGGAAAGUCCUGAGUCCAAAGUCGUUUUUUGGUCCAGAAGUUUCUUCUAACCCAGAUCAGAACUGUCUCAUCUCAAAGCUGGAGAUUCUGGGGAGAGCUCCAUUCCACAAAGGACUCCGCAUUAAUUCUCAACACUGGUUUGGGCAAGCGAUAAGGGUGAAUGGGGGCUGGCACAAAUCAGCGGUUUCCUCGGAGGGUAAAGGGGUCUCCCCUUCCUUCCUGCCAACCUCAGCAACGCCAGGAGGCCCCGUCCACGCGCCUCUUACGUCCCUCAGCUCACUUCCGCCCCUGCAGGAGAGGGGGACUCUCAGGUUGGAGAAAGCUGGCUGAGCUGGGCUGUGUCUCAUUGUGCAGCUGGAGAACCGGCCAGUCGGAGUCCCCCUCUGUAACUGGGGGAGGCAGAGGGAAGCUGGCACUGGCAGGGAUGGCUUGGCUGAAGGGAGGAGAAGCUACGAACAGGUCUGGAUGUGGGGGGGGGGCCCGGAAGGGGAUACCUCUGGCUGGAGCCUCCUUAACGUGUAGGGAGGCCCAGAUAAAAGGCAAACUAGCUUCUCUGUACUUCAAUAAAGAGUUUUCAUGUUUUUA
This is a messenger RNA of Antechinus flavipes (yellow-footed antechinus), 2386 nucleotides long. RefSeq names its product chromosome 2 C10orf105 homolog (gene C2H10orf105). The transcript has 2 exons. The coding region runs from base 961 to 1383 and encodes 140 amino acids. NCBI's taxonomy places the organism in Eukaryota, Metazoa, Chordata, Mammalia, Dasyuromorphia, Dasyuridae. The record is from RefSeq and is a predicted model, not a curated record.